CAGCCAUCGAUCCCAGCUCUUAGUGUGCUGUUCACUGUGCUGUGAUUGACAUCUUCUCUGUCGCUGGACUGAUUCACUGCAGGACUAUGGCUGUGUUGGGUGUGUCGGCAGUACAGGGCACUCUGCCGAUUAGACUGCACAGUGUGCAUGCUGGCAGGGGGCCCAUGAGUGGUUGUCAUGGUAACAGGCAGUGAGAUGGAGCAGGUAUCAGAUGACGAGUUGGACCAUGGAGCAGAGGAGGACAGCGAUAAGGAGGACCAGGACCUGGACAAGAUGUUUGGAGCCUGGCUGGGAGAGCUGGACAAGCUCACACAGAGUCUGGAUGAUGGCAGGCCUCAGAAAACAAUGCAGAAGCCUCCACUCAGGCAGGAGACAAACAUGGCCAACUUCUCCUACCGCUUCUCGAUGUACAACAUCAACGAGGCGUUGAACCAGGGCGACACAGUGGAUCUGGACGCCCUGAUGGCUGACCUGUGCUCCAUCGAGCAGGAGCUGAGUACCAUUUCCAAACCAAACUCCACGUCUCGCGGCCAGAACAAAGGCCAGCGGGCGCCCGGGGGUCGCAGUGCCAGCACCAAGCACACAGGCACCAGCGGAGGGGGAAGCAGCGGAGGAAGUGCCAACAGCAGUACCCGAGCAUCGCCGGCCAACACCGUACGAGGCGGCAGCGUCAGCGCCCGCCCCGCCGCCUCCAACAUCUCCCUGGCCGACAUCACCUCUCAGCUGGAGAAGGCCUCUCUCAGCAUGGAUGAGGCGGCACGUCAGACCUCGUCCUCUUCUUCUUCCUCCUCCUCCUCUUCUUUCUCCUCCACCACGCUGCGGCGGCCCUCGUCGGGGUCGUCCGGCGGCGGGCAGCACCGGAGGACCGGCUCGGUGGGUGCGGUCAGCGAGCAGGAGGCUCCGUCCCAGCGCUCCAGCGUGAACUCGGCGUGCGCCUCGGCGUCCAGCAUGGACUCCCUGGACAUUGAUAAAGUGGCGGGCGGAGAGGUGGAGGGCCAGAGCAGCCCGAGCACGCAGGGACAAAACCAGACCAGCACAGAGGAGGAGCAAGCUGCCAAAUUGAAGGCAGAGAGGAUCCGAGUCGCCCUGGAAAAAAUCAAGGAGGCGCAGGUCAAAAAGCUGGUGAUCAGGGUCCACAUGUCGGACGAGAGCUCCAAGACCAUGAUGGUGGACGAGCGGCAGACAGUCAGGCAGGUGCUGGACAGCCUGCUGGAUAAGUCACACUGUGGCUACAGCCCUGACUGGUCCCUCGUGGAAACCAUCACCGAGCUCCAGAUGGAGCGUAUAUUCGAGGAUCAUGAGAACUUGGUGGAGAACCUUUUAAACUGGACCCGGGACAGCCACAACAAGCUCAUGUUCAUCGAACGCAUCGAGAAAUACGCUCUUUUCAAGAACCCUCAGAACUAUUUGUUGGGGCGGAAGGAGACGUCCGAAAUGGCCGACAGGAAUAAAGAGGCUUUAUUAGAGGAGUGUUUCUGCGGCGGCUCUGUGUCUGUGCCGGAGAUUGAGGGCGUCCUGUGGCUGAAGGAGGACGGGAAGAAGUCGUGGAAGAAGCGUUACUUCCUCCUCAGGGCUUCGGGAAUCUACUACGUCCCCAAAGGCAAAGCCAAGGCGUCCAGAGAUCUGGUGUGCUUCCUGCAGUUGGACCAUGUUAACGUGUAUUACGGCCAGGACUACCGCAGCAAAUACAAGGCUCCAACCGACUACUGCUUGGCCCUAAAGCAUCCACAAAUCCAGAAGAAGUCGCAGUACAUCAAGUAUCUGUGCUGCGAUGAUGUCAGGACCCUGCACCAAUGGGUGAAUGGAAUUCGUAUCGCCAAGUAUGGGAAGCAACUAUAUGUGAACUACCAGGAGGCCAUGAAGAGGACAGAGGCAGCCUACGAUUGGUCCUCUCUCUCUACCUCCAGCAUCCGAUCAGGCUCCAGUUCUGCCAGCAUACCUGAGUCUCAGUCGAAUCAUUCAGGACAUUCAGACAGUGGAGUGGACACGGGUUCUUCUCAUGGCCGGUCCCAGAGUGUGGUGAGCUCCAUCUUUUCUGAGGCCUGGAAGAGAGGUACCCAGAUCGAGGAAAACACCAAGAUGAGAAUGGAGGCAUCCCGAGGAGCCACGCUGCCACAUGCUUCCCACAGUCACCGGCAUCACAGCCAGCAUUCAGUUGAUCAUCUAACUCUCACACCCCCUCCCCAGCCUCAGGUGCAGCCCCAGCCCCAGCAUCAGGUGCAGCAUCAGCCCCAGCAUCAGUCCCAGCAACAGCCCCAGCAACAGGCCCAUCAACAGCCCCAUCCCCAGCAUCAGCCCCAGCCCAACCAACAAUACCCACCGCAGCCCCAGCAUCAGCCCCAUCCCCAGCAUCAGCCCCAGCCCAUCCAGCAGUACCCACCACAGCCCCAGCAUCCACCAAUGCAGCCCCAGACACCAACCCAGCCACAACACCCCUACCUGCCUCCCCAGCUUCAGUCUCCUCAACAGGCACCGCCAGUACAGUUGCCUCAGCAGCGUCCACCACAAACACCAAACCACCGUCUCCACAGCAACAACAACAGCCACAGACCUUCAGACGGUGUCGCACCACUCUCCGGCCCCCACCACAUGUACAAGUACAGCACCAUCACCAGGCUGCAGAACCAGAAGGCCUCCCAGGCUGCCAAUCACCAAAGCUGCCCAUGCACUCACGUCAACCCAAGUAACCACAUUGCGAAGGACAAUGUCCCUCCCUCCACCUCCUCCUCCCCCUCACCAUCAUGCCAACCCCUGGGUCAGCAUGGCGUGUUUGAAGCUGGGACCUCCCAGCAGCGCGCCACUUUCAUUCCUCUCCCCCAGCACCUCACAGUCAACGGUGGCAUUCCCUCCACCUCCGCCACCUCCACCCCCUCCCGCUGUUUCCGCCUCCUCCGCUCCGCCACCGGCGCCACCCAACCUUCACCCCAGGCUUGUCCCUCACACCACCCCCAAACCUGUGUCACCCGUCUCCCCAUUCCCUCCUGCGCCACCUCCUGCUGCCCUGGCUGGCCCGACACCGCCACCACCUCCACCCCCUCCUCCACCUCCGCACCCUUCAAGAAGCAGUUCAGCCUCCAGACAGGCCACAGCUCCAGCCAUCCACCUCCAACUCUGCCAAAGCAGCACAGCCUGUCCAAGCAAGCGCCCAUCACGACGGGAGGCCCUCCGACCAUGUCCCUGGUGAGCAACUGGCAAGCCAGUUUCCUGGAGUUCAUCCCAGGAGCCAAUCACACGGAGAGCCCCCCAGCCCCCCUCUCCCACCCUGCAGUCAAGACCAAACCAAAAAUGGCAGCCUGGUGGUGGCCAGCAGCUGCACGUCUCCAGAGUUCCCCCCCUCCACCUCCAGACAACAACGCCGGCUUCCCUGCCCCUCCUCCUCCUCCGCCGCCACUCCCCGGCCUCCUGUCACAGGGCCGACUCCACCCUCCACCUCCUCUCCUCCUGGAAACCUGGGCUCCCCCACACGGAGGACCCGCAACUGGACCCCCUGCUCCCCCCAAACCAGGCAAGCUCAACCUGUCCAACCUGCCUCUGGCACUCCAGGCCAAAGUUAGCCAGGCGAACGGGGGACCUCCUAGGGUAGCCGUAGUCAACCCCCAGCCCAGCUCCUCCUCCUCCUCCGCCUGUCCCCUUGAGCAACUCAACAUGGGGGAAGAGCUCGCUGAAAAAGACUCCUCACCCCCACUGGGGCGGCGUAGCAGCAACACCACCCCGGAGCCCCCUCCAGUCUCCUCACCUCCACCCACCGUCCCCAAAGGGCAGCUCAGGCCAGCCAACUUCCUGGGGACCUCACCGGACACUGAGCGAAAGUCGUGGGUCGCCAAGGUUCUCUCAACUCAGCUGGCCUCACGGCAUCAUCCCCAGCAUCAGCCCCAUCCCCAGCAUCAGCCCCAGCAUCAGCCCCAGCCCAUCCAGCAGUACCCACCACAGCCCCAGCAUCCACCAAUGCAGCCCCAGACACCAACCCAGCCACAACACCCCUACCUGCCUCCCCAGCUUCAGUCUCCUCAACAGGCACCGCCAGUACAGUUGCCUCAGCAGCGUCCACCACAAACACCACCGUCUCCACAGCAACAACAACAGCCACAUACCGUCAGCAACAACAACCACAUGCCCCCACAGCAGCAGCAGCAGGAGUUUGCUCCUCCACCCCCGCCUCCCCCUCCGCCGCCGCCUCCCCUUCCUCCCCCACCUCCAGUUCAGACAGUGUCGCACCACUCUCCGGCCCCCACCAUGUACAAGUACAGCACCAUCACCAGGCUGCAGAACCAGAAGGCCUCCCAGGCUGCCAAUCACCACAAGCUGCCCAUGCACCUCCACGCAACAGCUCAGCAAGUUCUUCCCCCGAUUCCAACACCACCUGCCGCACAGGUCAAACCCAAUGUCAACCACAUUGCGGCAAGGACUAAUGUCCCACCUCCCCCUCCACCUCCUCCUCCCCCUCCACCAUCCAUGCCAACCCCUGGGUCAGCCAUGGCUGUGUUGAAGCUGGGACCUCCCAGCCCAGCUGCCCCACCUGCCUUCAUUCCUCCUCCCCCAGCACCUCCACAGAUCAACGGAGUGGCAUUCCCUCCACCUCCGCCACCUCCACCGCCUCCCGCGCUGGCUCACAUGACCCAGCCUGUUUACUCCACCGGGCUGAAGCAGGCGCUGAAGGAAAGGUUUCCCAGCCCGCCACGGGACCUCCUCUCUCCAAACGGAAGCCUUGAGGAGUCCCCACCGCCUGCUCCAGCUCCAUCACCCCCACCUCCUCCUCCUCCACCUCCGCCGCCACCUCCUCCUCCUCCCCAGCAGUUCCCAGUGCCGUGCCAGUUUCCGCCUCCUCCUGCUCCGCCACCUGCGCCACCCAAAACCUUCACCCCAGGCUUUGUCCCUCACACCACCCCCAAACCUGUGUCACCCGUCUCCCCAUUCCCUCCUGCGCCACCUCCUGCUGCCCUGGCUGGCCCGACACCGCCACCACCUCCACCCCCUCCUCCACCUGCACCCUUCAAGAAGCAGUUCAGCCUCCAGACAGGCCACAGCUCCAGCCAUCCACCUCCAACUCUGCCAAAGCAGCACAGCCUGUCCAAGCAAGCGCCCAUCAGCACGGGAGGCCCUCCGACCAUGUCACUGGUGAAGCAACUGGCAAGCCAGUUUCCUGGAGGUUCAUCCCAAGGAGCCAAUCACACGGAGAGCCCCAAAGCCCCCCUCUCCCCACCUGCAGUCAAGACCAAACCAAAAUGGCAGCCUGGUGGUGGCCAGCAGCUGCAGUCUCCAGAGUUCCCCCCUCCACCUCCAGACAACAACGCCGGCUUCCCUGCCCCUCCUCCUCCUCCGCCGCCACCUCCCCCGGCUCCUGUCACAGGGCCGACUCCACCUCCACCUCCUCUCCCUCCUGGAAACCUGGGCUCCCCCACACGGAGGUCACCGUCUGGCUCCUUCAGUCUAGGAGGGAAGAAACCUCCUCCCACCCCGCAGAGGAACUCCAGCAUCAAGUUCAACUCCUCGGCUUCCUAUGAGGAGUCCAGGAGGAACUUGCUCAGUAAGUUUGCUCCCCAGAACAGCACCCCUCCUUCCUCCCCGUGUCCCGCCUCCUCAUCCACUGGAUCUCCCUCUAAGGACCCCGCAACUGGACCCCCUGCUCCCCCUAAACCAGGCAAGCUCAACCUGUCCAACCUGCCUCUGGCACUCCAGGCCAAAGUUAGCCAGGCGAAGCAAUCCGGUGGCGACUUCCCUUCGCCACCACCUGAGUGCGCCUACUUCCCACCUCCUCCCCCAGCUUCAGAGCUCUUCCCGCCUCCUCCACCUCCUGGUGGUGACGCCCAUAGCGGAGGACCUCCUAGGGUAGCCGUAGUCAACCCACAGCCCCAGGCACCUCCUCCUCCUCCGCCUGUCCCCCUUGUGAGCAACUUAACAUGGGGGAAGAGCUCGCUGAAAAAGACUCCUCCACCCACACUGGGACGGCGUAGCAACACCACCCCGGAGCCCCCUCCAGUCUCCUCACCUCCACCCACGUCCCCAAAGGGCAGCUCAGGCCAGCCCAACUUCCUGGAGGACCUCAACCGGACACUGAAGCGAAAGUCAGUGGGUCGCCAAGGUUCUCUCAACUCAGCUGGCCUCACGGGCAAGCUGGACCCCGCGGGGACUAUGGACGACAUGGCGCUUCCUCCGCCGCCCCCUGAGCUGCUCCUGGACCAAGGGAAGCAAAGCAACGGAGGAAACGGUGGCUACAUGUCCGGAAACAUCUCAGGCUAUGCAACGCUACGACGGGGACCCCCGCCUGCACCACCAAAACGGGGGGACGCCACCAAACUGACUGGAGAGUGUUGAACUCGGAUGAACAGACAAUGAGAGAAUAUAUGAGAGUGAACACGGGAGCGAGGUUCCUCAACUUCUUCUGUCUUCGACCAUGUAUAUACUAAAUCCCAAACCAGACCAUGAUCAAUUAGUGUUUGAUUACUGAUUUUUAAUUGGCUUGGCUUUCUGGAUCUGUGGGGUUUAUAAUAUUGGGACAAUUAAGACUGGAGCAGGUAAGUUUGAGGUCGCAGAGAAGCACAAUAUUUUCUGCGAUCGUCUAAACUCUCUGGAAGACUUUGCAUCGCCCUGUAUGCUAAACCCCACCCGUCCGGUACACCCCGAGCACAUUUAAACAAACACUAAUAAGAACUGUGCAAAUAUUACUGGAUCCAGGUCUGAGCCAAACCGUGUAUCCGCUUCUUUGCCAUAAGUUUGUGCCACGUACUGGAGACGAAAAAAAACAAAACACCAACCACAUCAGGAUCUUUGGUACUGCAUGGACCUCUGGAGCUGUAAAACAUGAAGCUGUUAUUUUUUUUUUUGUGUGUGUGCAUGAGCGAGAGAGAGAGAGCAUACAUGCAUCGUGUACAUGCAUGCAUGUAUGUAUGAACACAUGGCGGUGAAGCAGUUAAGGGAAGGCCUUCGCGGAGCGGGGAUGGUUAGGUUUGCUUUUAUAUGAAAUUAUUUAAUGAUUGAUAAAUGGAAGGAUUUUUUUUUAAUCUGUCUUUUAAUAGCUGGUCAACAAAGUCUAGAGAGGAACAAAAUAUUAGGGCACAAAGGAAUGUAUACGGGAAGGCAUAUUUGAAAAACUCCAAACAUUUCUCGACUGUUUUAACACUUAGAAGGAAGCCUUAUUCCCAAAGUCUUGCACAGAAGGUCAAAGCAGAAUUUCUUCCAAACGUCCAGCAGAGUCUGGGCUGUGCAACUGGAAAUAAAACACACUUUUUAUUUAAAGGACUGGGUGGGGGGAGGCCUGUGAUGGUGUAUCUUCGUAGACUGUGUGUGAGUUCCCAGUUGUUGUUUUUUUGGACCUUCAGUUUGUGUGUCUGUAUAGUUGCAGCAGCUGCUCCGUUAACUGUCACGAAUCAGGAGGUAGAAUGUACAGAUCGGAUUCAGUCGUCGUCUCGUCCCCCCACAACAAGGUGACCCCAGUUGAAACACACAUACAACCAGUCUGGUUAAUGUACAAAGCAUUGAAUCGUGUAGACAAUAACAGAAAUCAUCCCACCGGCAUUCAACUUUGUGUGUCUAUUGUGCCCUGUUUUGUUUUUUUAUGGUGCCAUUACUGCUUCAGCCCCUUCCUCAAAGGGAUGAUCUCUUUUGAUUUUGUACCUUUUUACAGAGUGGAUCAUGAAGGGUUUUUAUUUCUAGCAGCAAUGCCUUAAUUUGCAGGGGUGCUGCCUUGUGUGUCAGGAUGGACAUAUCAACAGUAUAUCAUUCAAACUGGUUCUCAAUUGGCCCGAGUGUGGAAAAGUGUGCUGUGAAAAUGGGUUACGAAGGCAGUCGCCUCCACACAAGCCUCGUUUUUUUUUUUAAACAUGCUUUCUUUUGUCCUACUCAGCCGCAAGCUGGUUGAAUCGCCAACUGAAGGCAGUGUACCAUUACUUUUAGAAUUGUCCUUGAACAGGUUUGCUACAGUACAGUAUGUAAGUUAUUGAUGUGCUGAUGUGAACACGUGGGGAGGGGGGGCCCCAAGUGAAAUGAAGAAAAAAUGGUUGCAGAUAAGAGUAAAUGUGUCCUCUUUGCAUUUAAACUGAAAAUCACAAUAUAAAUGUUCAAACCAGA
Molecule: messenger RNA, 8064 nt
Organism: Larimichthys crocea (large yellow croaker)
Lineage: Eukaryota; Metazoa; Chordata; Actinopteri; Sciaenidae
Gene: raph1b
Product: Ras association (RalGDS/AF-6) and pleckstrin homology domains 1b
Exons: 21
Coding region: 178-6312 (2044 amino acids)
Biological process (GO): signal transduction
Cellular component (GO): cytosol; plasma membrane
Source: RefSeq, a predicted model, not a curated record